GUUCGGAUAGCUCAGGUACGAUCUCGGACGUCACUGUCGACCUGUGUCGCACAACCAGGCCUGGAGCUCCACGAACCUUUUCUCAACUCUUUUCUUAGGCAUCGGCUGGGGACGAAUCUUUCAUCAUAAGCGGUUGUACUCAUACAUGUCUCACAAUACUUUUUCGUCAUAUAAUAUCCCAGUCUCGCUCAGAUACAGUACACUCCAGAGACACCAAAAGUUCUCGAAACAUCUCUACAACCUUUACAAAACACAAUGUCGAUCAGAUCACCGCUCCGAAUAAUACCAACCCGCCUGCACGGGACCAUAACAACAACAGCGGCAACACGGACCGCCACCCGCCACACCCGACGAAACUUCUUCUCCUCGCCACCUCCACAGACUCUCACAGCCGAACGAACCCUGCCAUACCCAGCAGCUCGCGUGUACGACCUAAUAGCCGACGUGGACAGCUACACACAGUUCCUACCAUACUGCAAAGUGGCCCGCGUGACAGCCUGGACAGACCCACGGCCAUACCCGAAUAGUAGUAGCAGCACCACCGACAAAAAUAACGACGGCACAGCAACAGCAACAGCAACAGCAAACACAACAACAGCCUCAGGUUCGCUAGACCCGACCCUCGCGGCCCAGCAUCGCCGCUGGCCCACCCGCGCCGACCUGACCGCCGGCUGGGGAGGCUUCGAGGAGACCUACACGAGCCGUCUUUUCUGCAUCCCAGGGCGAUACGUCGAGGCCAUCAGCGGGGACGCCCGGACCGAGAUCCCCGCCUCGCUGCUGCGCGAGCACGGGCUCGUCGACCCGGGCCCGCUGCCUGACUCCAGGAACAACAGCUCGUCCUCCGCACAGAACAGCAGCAACGCAGGGGUCUUCAAGAGCCUCGUCACCCGCUGGACCGUGACGCCGGACGAGGCCCGCACCAAGAGGGACAUGUACCAGCACGAGUGGACCAACGUGCGGCUCGACAUCAGGUUCGCGUUUGCCAACCCGCUCUACGCAGCCGUCAGCUCGGCCGUGGCAGACAAGGUUGCGCCCAUUAUGAUUGAUGCUUUCGACAAGAGGGCUAGGGCUAUACUGGGCCAUCCGAGUCGCAAGUAGUGUGGAAGCAGACGCCUCGUGUAUUCUGCUGUACUGCAUAUGUAAUACUCGCAUUGAAGUCACGGUUGAAUUAGAGCA
Microdochium trichocladiopsis is the source of this 1176-nucleotide messenger RNA. Its product is annotated as dehydrase and lipid transport-domain-containing protein. Gene Ontology annotation, molecular function: ubiquinone binding. Gene Ontology annotation, biological process: ubiquinone biosynthetic process; cellular respiration. Bases 256 to 1098 code for a protein of 280 amino acids. NCBI's taxonomy places the organism in Eukaryota, Fungi, Ascomycota, Sordariomycetes, Xylariales, Microdochiaceae. The transcript has a single exon. The record is from RefSeq and is a predicted model, not a curated record. Gene Ontology annotation, cellular component: mitochondrion.